CGUUGUAGUUGUCCCUUUCUGUCUGAGUGUUUGACCAUAACAUUUGAUAGUCUACGAAGUAACUAAGUGUGCUUUUUUUUUUAAAAAAAAAUUAAGUGUGCUUUGAUCAACGGUAGAGAAUGUUGACGUCCAACUUUGAAGGGCUGGGCUGAUCUAAGGCUACUUGAGUGUCUGUGAUUGGGGAAGACGACUGUGAUUACAAUGGCGAAGGAUGAAGCCAAGGCAUCAGAUUUUUCCAAGGGACUGCUGCAGAGUGAAGAGCUCUAUAAAUAUAUAUUGGAGACCAGUGUGUACCCACGCGAGCCGGAGGCUCUCAAGGAGCUUAGGAACAUUACUCAUAACCACCCUCGAGCUUUGAUGGCUACUGCACCUGACGCUGGCCAGUUGAUGGGGAUGCUGUUGAAUCUGGUAAAUGCAAGGAAGACGAUCGAAGUUGGGGUUUUCACUGGAUACUCUCUUCUCCUCACUGCGCUUGCAUUACCAGAAGAUGGCAAGGUUAUCGCCAUUGAUGUGAACAGAGAAUCGUAUGAAAUAGGAUUGCCUGUUAUAAAGAAAGCUGGUGUUGAACACAAAAUCGAUUUCAGAGAGUCUAAAGCUCUUCCAGUCCUUGACGAGCUUUUAAACGAUAAAGCGAACGAAGGUGGAUUCGAUUUUGCAUUUGUGGAUGCAGACAAGGUGAAUCAUUGGAACUACCAUGAGAGGCUUAUGAGACUCAUCAAGGUUGGUGGGAUUAUAGUGUAUGACAACACUCUCUGGGGAGGAUUGGUUGCUGAACAGCACUCUUCCAUUCCCGAGUGGAGGAAAGAAGGCAAGAAAGCAACCCUCGAGCUGAACCAGAAACUCUCGGCUGAUCAGCGUGUGCAGAUCUCGCAAGCUGCGCUUGGCGAUGGGAUCACUAUUUGCAGGAGAUUAUAUUGAGCUAUGAUGUGUUGCCAAAGCGUUGUUGUUCAUUGUUCUUGAUCUUCUGUGAAUGAGAGGAGACUAAUAUAUUCAAUAAAGAGGAACAAACCAAGAAACACACUAAACUCGUUGUAUGUUCUCUCUUGAUCUCUUAUUAAGUUUG
Molecule: messenger RNA, 1063 nt
Organism: Eutrema salsugineum
Lineage: Eukaryota; Viridiplantae; Streptophyta; Magnoliopsida; Brassicales; Brassicaceae
Product: probable caffeoyl-CoA O-methyltransferase At4g26220
Exons: 5
Coding region: 202-918 (238 amino acids)
Molecular function (GO): O-methyltransferase activity; S-adenosylmethionine-dependent methyltransferase activity
Source: RefSeq, a predicted model, not a curated record